Messenger RNA from Sphenostylis stenocarpa, 1164 nucleotides. Lineage: Eukaryota; Viridiplantae; Streptophyta; Magnoliopsida; Fabales; Fabaceae. The record is from the annotation of a GenBank genome assembly.
AUGGACUUCUCCAAGAAGCGCAAAACUGAAGAGAACGGCGACGCUGAUUCUCCCUCGUCACAACCCUCCCCCCCAUCUCCCACUGCCACCGUCACCACCACCGCCCCCCUCGCCGCCGAAGACAUCCGCAAGAUCUUGCGCCCGUUCUCCCAGGAACAACUCCUUGACCUCCUCCAAUCGGCGUCGCUCCGCCACCCCGACGUCCUUGACGCUGUGCGCGCCGUUGCAGACCGCGAUUCUACCCUCCGGAAGCUGUUCGUUCGCGGACUCGCCGGCGAAACCACCAGCGAGACCCUGCGCAGCGUGUUUUCUGUGUUCGGUGAACUCGACGAGGCCAUCGUGAUCUUCGACAAGGCCACGGGACGCUCGAAGGGCUACGGCUUCGUGGUUUUCCGCCACGUGGAUGGCGCCAUCCUCGCGCUUAAAGACCCGAGCAAGAAGAUCGAUGGCCGUAUGACGGUCACGCAACUCGCAGCGGCCGGUGGGCCCGGCGGUUCCGGCGAUGUAUCGGCAAGGAAGGUCUUUGUUGGGAACGUGCCCUUCGAGAUCUCCUCGGAUAAACUCCUGUGCGAGUUCCUCAAGUUCGGAGAAGUCGAGGAAGGGCCUCUAGGGUUUGACAAAUCGAGCGGUAAAUCGAGGGGUUUCGCUUUCUUCGUUUAUAAGACGGAGGAAGGUGCGAGGGCUUCUUUGGUGGAACCUGUUAAGACCAUUGAUGGGCACCAAGUGAUUUGUAAAUUGGCCGUCGAUAGCAAGAAGACGAAACCUUUUGGAGGGGAUCAACAUCAGCAUCAGCAUCAACACACGCAGCAGCAGCAGCAGCAACAGAUGCAACAACAAGGUCCUAUGAUGGUACCUCAGUAUGGUGGAUAUGGUGGGAAUGGCUAUGGAAUGCAGCACCCGGUGCCACCGUAUAACAAUCCGGUUCAAGUUUCUGGUAGUGGUGGGUAUGGCCAUGGAAUCGGUGGUGGCUAUGCUAAUUCGCAGAUGGGUGGGCCAGUUUCCGGAGACAUUGGUGCUAGACUGCCUCCCAAUUCUGGUGGUGGAUUCCCUGAAGGCUCCCAGUAUGGUUAUCCUCCUUCUUCUACGCUUCCACUGCAGCAGCAAUUGCCCAUACCUAGGCCUCCUCCCGGAGGAAUGUACCAAGGCGUCCCACCCUAUUAUUGA